Messenger RNA from Aspergillus pseudonomiae, 1002 nucleotides. Its product is annotated as ketoreductase sphI. NCBI's taxonomy places the organism in Eukaryota, Fungi, Ascomycota, Eurotiomycetes, Eurotiales, Aspergillaceae. Gene Ontology annotation, molecular function: oxidoreductase activity, acting on the CH-OH group of donors, NAD or NADP as acceptor. The transcript is spliced from 2 exons. The record is from RefSeq and is a predicted model, not a curated record. Bases 1 to 1002 code for a protein of 333 amino acids.
AUGACGCGUGAAUUGAUCUUCAUCACCGGUGCAACAGGCUUCAUUGGCAGUGUCACCGCCAUCGCAGCACUCAAAGCAGGAUACCAUUUGCGGAUCUGUCUUCGAAAGCCCUCCGACAGGCUACAGGCUCUGCUGUCGGGAUAUAGCGAACAAGUGGCAUUCGUUACGGUUCCUGAUUUGACAGAGCCAGCAGCAUUCAAAGGAGAGCUGGACGGAGCUGACUAUGUCAUCCAUCUUGCACAUCCUCUCCCCAGUGGAACAGAUAAGGAGUACUAUUUCACCCCAGCUGUGAAAACAACGACCGCCUUGCUCAAAGAGGCUGCUCGAGUGCCCAGCAUCAAGAAAGUUGUGAUAACCUCAUCGAUUGCAGCCCUGAUGCCACUUGACGGAAUACCGCCCGGUAGCGUCGUUAAAGAGGACAAUGACUGGGACUUUGAUAUAGAUGAAAUGGAAGACUUCAAAGCCUCCAAUGACCCACGAGGAAUACCCAUGCGGCUGUACCAUGCAUCUAAAUUGCUUGCCAACAGAACCGCAUGUGAGUUCCGCAAAAUCGAAAAGCCGCACUAUGCCUUGGUAACGCUCCAUCCUGUGUUUGUGUAUGGACCAAACCCCCUACAGACAGCUGCCGAGGAGAUUGAGGAAUCCUCAAACGGACUUCUCUGGUAUGCUAUAAUGACAGGCACCCCUCAUCAUUCUUAUUCCCAGGUUCCCGGUGUGCAUAUUGACGAUGUCGUCGAUGCACACCUCAAGGCCCUGGAUCCAGCCAUCCCGGACGGGUCGAGGUAUCUGCUUUCGGGGAAGGGCACGACCUGGAAAGAAGUAGCGGAUAUCAUUCAGCAGAACUAUCCAAGCCUUGGGGCACAGAUCACCCCACACAUUGAGGAAGAGUUCCUCUCAACGGACAGUAGCAAAGCAGAAACAGAGUUGGGGAUUGAAUGGCGCUCUUGGGGCCAGAUGGUGCGGGAUGUGGUGGACCAACAACUAUCAUUUGUGAAAGGCUGA